GCUAGAUAGUAAUGUGCAAAAAAAAUAAGAAUUGACAAGCAGAGAGCAGCACUGACUGUUUAAAAGGGUCACUGUGUCAUAUGACAGGGAGAUGGGAUACGUCUGGGAGAUGUACCAAGUUGACCAUGAUACAAGACUGUUAUUGUUACCAUCAAAAAAGUAUGCUACUUUUGUAAAAUAAUCCUGAAAUUCAGGAUAAAUUGAGAAUGGACCAAAUUCUCUGGGUUUUAAAGGAUCUACUGAAAAGAACUGUAAGGUAUUCAAAACAUUUAGGCCAAAACCAACUGACACUUAGGCCCUGAACAGCUUCCAGUAUCACCCACAGAGUGAGAGGUCGUUUCUAUUUACCCCUCUUUUACUUAGUGAAAGCGCACUGAUGUAUGUUUGGGCCAACUGCACUGUCACUCAAAAUUGCUGCCGCUUCGUGAUAGGUUGCUUUACUUCGAGUCCCCGCCCCUGCUGGCCGGCUCCACAGUUGAAAUGACACCGUGGGAAAGCUGGGUGCUUCAAACGGAGACGCUCCGUGCAAACCUGGGCAGACGCACGUCAGACGCAGACACAACACUCUCUCUUGAAGGACUAUUGUGGAUUCAUCAAAAUGAAACGGAAUCACGACUUCAGCUCCUCGGACAGCGAGCUGGAUGAGACCAUUGAAGUGGAGAAAGAGAGCGCGGAUGAGAAUGGGAACCUUAGCUCUCCUCUGGGGUCCAUGUCUCCAACUACAUCCACUCAGGUGCAGGCGAGAAAAAGACGUCGAGGAAUAAUUGAGAAACGUCGUCGAGACAGAAUUAACAACAGCCUCAGCGAGCUCCGCAGGCUGGUCCCCAGCGCCUUCGAGAAACAGGGCUCAGCAAAACUGGAGAAAGCAGAAAUUUUGCAGAUGACUGUUGACCAUCUGAAGAUGCUGCAUGCUGCUGGAGGCAAAGGCUAUUUUGACGCCCAUGCUCUGGCGAUGGACUAUCGUGGUCUGGGUUUCAGGGAAUGUCUGGCUGAGACAGCCCGCUAUCUGAGUAUCAUCGAAGGCCUGGACAGCACGGACCCACUGCGUCUCCGUCUGGUCUCCCACCUCAACAACUACGCCAGCCAGAGAGAGGCUCACUCCGGCCUGAGCCACCUAGCAUGGGGGUCUGCAUUUGGGUCCCCCCCUGCCCACCUCACCCACCCGCUUCUCCUGCAACACCAACAAGCGGCACCUUUGGCACCCUUACCCCGCAGCACCACCAGCAGCCCACAAACUCCUCUGUCAACCACAUCCACUUCAUCCACCUCUUCCUCUUCUUCUUCAUCUUCGUCAGCUGCAGAGACUCACAUCCCUGGCAGGCGCAGCGGCAGUGCCACCCCUCACUCAGAUCAAGGCCCCAUACGGGUUCCCCCCACCAGUGCCACAUCUGUGUCCAUCCCGCACCCUGCCCUGGUCGCCUCAGCCUCCAAACUCUCCCCUCCUCUUCUGUCCUCCCUCUCGGCGUUCCCCUUCCCCUUCAGUGCCUUCCCCCUCAUUUCCCCUGCCUCCGCCAUCAGCCCCUCAGCCCCGACAUCCAGCGUGGGUAAACCCUACAGACCCUGGGGUAUGGAAAUAGGAGCGUUCUGACUAAAAUAAAAACUUUUACUUAAAGACUCAUUUUACUCCCCAGCUGAGCUGGACUUUCAAAGGACAAUACUUUUUAUUUUCCCAGCUAAGAAAGUACUAUUUUUUCUAUGAUGUUGACAUCCCAACUAGAUAUAGAAUUUUUAUUUUCUUGCUAAUGUAUUAUAUUUUGUACAGAAGAUUAAAAAAAGUCAAGAGGGAGACCACGACUAAAAAGCAACAAUGAUUUAUUGUGAGUGAUCUGUCCCAGCCCACCCCUUUAGAAGUUUCACCCACUUUCUCAGCCUAUCAGGAACAGCUUUUCCAGAUGGUCAAGCAGUGCUAGCCUGUCAAGUUACUGGGCGAAAUUCCCCCCUCCUUUUUUUUUUGUCUUCCUCGCUGAUCUGAAACACCUCGUGUUUGUGCCCUGGUUACAUACAGAGAGGGGGGAGUGAAAGGAGGCCUGAGGUGGUCGAGAGUCACCCCCUUUUUACAGCAUUUUAUGGGGUGGAAUAACUGAAACCAGGUGUUUGUUGGACUAAAUACUGGGAACAGAAGUUAGCUACCAGCUUGGUUGAAAUAAACACAACCAUGAUUUACACACAGCCUCAUAUGGUGCAUUGUGUUAAAGCUUGCUGCCUUAAGUUAUGCUUCCUUUAUACAGUUAAUUAUAACUCUUACAGUUGAGGCUUCACAUAUGUUUUUACCACUUUCUACCAGCCGUUCCACAUUCCUCUUGUUUGCAUGUUAUAAAUUAGAUUGUCUGCAAGUUUUUCCCUCCACCAGGUUUAAAGUAGCAGUAUCAGUAAUUAAAAAAAGAAAUGUUUUCUUUGUAUGGGUCGCAGUAGUUAAAGAAAGCAGCAGAAUUCAUUCCCUUAUUUAGAAAGACUAACUCAUGUUUUCCACCUGAAUCUUUGGUUUCUUCUGGUACUUCUCACUUUAAGUUUGUAUAAUUUACGCACAUGCAAACUCUGAAAAAUAAGAGCUUUUGAAAGUGUUGCUGGUGGUGAUGACAUCUUCCCUGUAAUAAAAGAGUUCAGAUAAAUCA
Notolabrus celidotus (New Zealand spotty) is the source of this 2612-nucleotide messenger RNA. RefSeq names its product hes-related family bHLH transcription factor with YRPW motif 1 (gene hey1). Lineage: Eukaryota; Metazoa; Chordata; Actinopteri; Labriformes; Labridae. The record is from RefSeq and is a predicted model, not a curated record. Gene Ontology annotation, molecular function: protein dimerization activity; DNA-binding transcription factor activity, RNA polymerase II-specific; RNA polymerase II cis-regulatory region sequence-specific DNA binding. Gene Ontology annotation, biological process: Notch signaling pathway; circulatory system development; regulation of transcription by RNA polymerase II. Gene Ontology annotation, cellular component: nucleus. The transcript has 5 exons. Bases 599 to 1588 code for a protein of 329 amino acids.